Messenger RNA from Schizosaccharomyces octosporus yFS286, 1903 nucleotides. Its product is annotated as U3 snoRNP protein Utp15. The transcript has 2 exons. NCBI's taxonomy places the organism in Eukaryota, Fungi, Ascomycota, Schizosaccharomycetes, Schizosaccharomycetales, Schizosaccharomycetaceae. Gene Ontology annotation, molecular function: protein binding. Gene Ontology annotation, biological process: rRNA processing; positive regulation of transcription by RNA polymerase I. Gene Ontology annotation, cellular component: nucleolus. The record is from RefSeq and is a predicted model, not a curated record. The coding region runs from base 97 to 1581 and encodes 494 amino acids.
UCAUGUUUUUGUAAAAAUUGACCAUUCAAUUUCGCCUUUAGCCAACCACCCUUUUUCGCAACACCUUCCUAUAACCAUCAAUUUUCGAGCAAUUCGAUGUCUGCACCUUCUGGAAGGCUUCAACCGCAGCGGUUUGCUGCAUUACCAAACCCGAUCACGGCUGAAAAUAAAUUUUGGCGAUCUUUCAAAGUUCCUGUCGUAGCAAAAGAAUACAGCUCCGUCAGCAGCAUUCAUUUCUCUGCUGAAUCACCGCAUGAUUUUGCAGUUACCAGCGGUACCCGCGUUCAAAUUUAUGGAGCAAGCUCUCGUUCUGUAAAGAAAACAAUUGCCCGUUUUAAAGACAUUGCAUAUUCUGGUAAUAUUCGAAAAGACGGAAAACUACUCAUUGCAGGUGAUGCCACUGGUCUUGUUCAGAUUUUCGACUUAUCGACUCGCAGUAUCUUGAGAAGUUUAAAUGUACAUCAAUAUCCUGUACAAGUUACCAAAUUCUGUCCUUAUUCAACAACCAGUUUCCUUUCAGGAUCUGAUGACAAGACCGUUAAAGUCUGGGAUUUAGCUACAGGUGAAGCUACCCAUGAUCUUCAAGGACAUGAGGAUUAUGUCCGGGCUGCAGAGUGGUUAAGUGCUACGAGACUAGUAAGUGCUGGUUAUGAUGGCACUGUGCGUUUGUGGGAUACACGAUUAGCACAACCUGAGGUAAUGUCGUUUGAUCAUGGAGACUCGGUGGAUGCUGUCUUGCCCCUGCAGUCAGGAAGUACUAUCAUUUCUGCUGGUGGCCCUUCUGUUAAGGUUUGGGACCUUGUAGCUGGUAAAUCAACAGCAGCUAAAACGUUGACCAACCAUCAAAAGAGUGUUACAUGUUUGAGUACAAAUUCAGACAAUACUCGUGUCUUGAGUGGUGGUUUAGAUGGCCAUGUCAAAAUUUACAAUGUGGCUGACUGGAAGGUUGUCCACGGUAUCAAGUAUUCUGCUCCUAUAUUGUCACUGGGUCUUUCCCCUGAUGAUCGAAAUCUCGUCGUUGGUAUGACCAAUGGAGCUUUGUCUCAAAGAACUAGGCGCGUGAGCAAGCAACCUAGUACGAAGACUCCUUUCCUGUUAGGUGUUGGUAGUGCCUUUGGUGUUGUUCAACGUAAAAAAGACGUGUACAAGGGUGAAAAUGAUGAAUUUUACGUGGAAGAAGUACGCCGUAAAAGACUCCGUCCUUUCGAUAAAGCUUUGAAAACCUUUAAUUAUGGAGAUGCUUUAGAUAUGUCUCUAGAAAACGGAUCCCCGAUUUUGGUGAUUACCAUGUUAAUUGAACUAUUGCAUGUUGGAGGUCUACGUUUAGCUAUAUCUAACCGUGACGAUCUUUCUCUGAGUCCGCUUUUAAAGUUUUUACGAAAAUAUAUUCAAGAUCCUCGCUUUACAGAUGUUCUGACUAUAGUCGCAAACACUGUCUUGGACAUAUAUGGAAUUGCUUUGGGCGGUAGUGUCAUGGUUGAGAGUGCCAUUUCAAAAUUCCGCGAAAAGGUUGAGCAGGAAGUAGUCAUUUCUCAAAAAGCCAAUGAAUUGGUUGGUAUGUUAAAUAUGCUUUCCGCAUGAAAUGACCGUCUGUGCUUUGGUUUUCUCAUAAAAAAACAAAACAGGGGAUAAGCCGUAUUACGAGAAGGCUUUUUAAAUAUUUUCGUAUGGUAUGGACGAGGCAAUUUUUCUUUUGCGGUAAAAUAGAUUUCCUUUAUUUUUGGGGGAUGGGUUAUAUAAACCGUGUUUCUGAUAUGAUUUACAAGUUGUUAAACAAAAAGUAAUAGGGUUCUUCGAUAAUAGAUAUGGGUUGGUGAUUAAUAAGUUUAAGUGAAUAUUUAUAAAAGGUACAACAUUUGAAUUAAAAAACAUCGAUUAAAGAAUUGUAAACACUAAUGCAAAG